CUGUAGACAAGAUUGUCAUUCAAAAAUACCAUACUGUGAAUGGCCACGCUUGGAAGUGAGGAGAACCCUAUUUAAGCAGGAGAUGGCUGGUGCUUCAUCCAGCCAGAGAGGUCAAAGUGGUCCUGGAAACUUUGGUGGUGGUUGUGGUGGGAAUGACAACUCUGGUCGUGGGGGAAACUUCAGUGGGCGAGGUGGCUUUGGUGGCAGGCGAGGUGGCUUUGGUGGCAAUCGUGGUGGUGGACGUGGUGGCAGUGGGGACGGCUGUAACGGAUUUGGUAAUGAUGGAAGCAAUUUUGGAGGUGGCGGAAGCUAUAAUGAUUUUGGCAAUUACAACAAUCAAUCUUCAAAUUUUGGACCCCUGCAAGGAGGGAAGUUUGGAGGCAGAAGCUCUGUGCCCUAUGGUGGUGGAGGCCAAUACUUUGUCAAACCAGAAACCAAGGUGGCUGUGGCAGUUCCAGCAGCAGCAGUAGCUAUGGCAGUGGCAGAAGGUUUUAAUUACUGUCGGGAAACGAAGCUUAGCAGGAGAGGAGAGCCAGAGAAGUGACAGGGAAGCUACAGGUUACAACAGGUUUGUGAGCUCAGCCAAGCACGGUGGUGGCAGGGCCUAGCUGCCACAAAGGAGUCAUGUUUUAGACAAUAUUCACGUGUAUGGGCUAAAACCCGAGGACUAUAUUCAUGACUAAUUAUAUAACAGUUUAUUUUAGUUUCUGUUCUGUGGAAAGUGUAAUGCACUCCAACAAAGGGUUUUAAUGUAGAUUUUUUUGGUUUUUGUACCCAUGCUGUUGAUUACUAACUGUAAUUGUAUGAUCAUGACGCUGAAUAAAUGUGUCUUUAA
Molecule: messenger RNA, 835 nt
Organism: Panthera uncia (snow leopard)
Lineage: Eukaryota; Metazoa; Chordata; Mammalia; Carnivora; Felidae
Product: heterogeneous nuclear ribonucleoprotein A1-like
Exons: 1
Coding region: 83-544 (153 amino acids)
Source: RefSeq, a predicted model, not a curated record